GAAUGGUACCCUUUAGGUAUCACUUCACAUUUUUUCCUGCACUACAAUGUAUCUUCCAGUCCUCCUAGCUGCAUUUUUCUUCAGUCGGUGCAGUUCCGUUGCACUGCCAAAGUACAUCAAACUGUGCAGCGGAAGCGACCCAAAUUUCGACAAAUGCGGUCUUCAGAGCGGCAAAGAGGCCAUCAAGCACCUGGUGGCGGGCGAGAAGUCGUUACGUCUGCUGCCUUUAUCGCCGCUAAAACUGCCGUUUGUGCAAUUGGAGGACCGGGCUGAUUUCCAGUUGAACAUCACCGAUGCGGAAAUUAUCGGACUCAACAAAGCCGAACUCAUUGGAUUCCACGCUGAUUUGGACAAACGCGAGGUCACGGUCGUGGUGCAUUUGGCGGAGAUUCUGCUCAAAGGGCAGUUUCACACCGAGGGGAGAAUCCUGAUUCUGCCGAUCAAGGGAGACGGCCCUGGAUCGGUCAAAGCUUACGGAGGCAAUUACACCUUCACUUUCCACUACAAUCUAGUCGAUAAGAACGGGCAAAAGUACGCCAAAAUUGGCAAAAACGAAUUUAAAUUCACCAUCGAGAAGGCCGAGUUUGCCGUUGAAAGUCUAUUCGGGGAUCCAACUAUUGGUCGGGAGACAAACAGAUUUCUUAACGAAAACUGGUUAGAGGUCGUGAAGGAUUUUGAACACGUUAUUGGCCAGACCAUUGGCAGCAUCUGCAAUAAUAUUGCCAGCAUCGUCUUCGAGAGAGUCCCAUACAACGAAAUUAUUUUACCCUAAUUGUUAUCGUUGACUUAAUUUAUUUUGUUGUAAGUGAUAAGAAAUUGUGAUCUGUAAUUUAAUUUUAUUGUGUUUGUAUUGUACGAUUUUCGAAAAUAUACUUUUUUCAAUAAAA
Molecule: messenger RNA, 887 nt
Organism: Tribolium castaneum (red flour beetle)
Lineage: Eukaryota; Metazoa; Arthropoda; Insecta; Coleoptera; Tenebrionidae
Product: protein takeout
Exons: 6
Coding region: 47-772 (241 amino acids)
Source: RefSeq, a predicted model, not a curated record